Molecule: messenger RNA, 1907 nt
Organism: Yamadazyma tenuis ATCC 10573
Lineage: Eukaryota; Fungi; Ascomycota; Pichiomycetes; Serinales; Debaryomycetaceae
Source: RefSeq, a predicted model, not a curated record
AUGGAUAUUGUGGCGUUUUACCAGGACAAUAACGAGAAUUCAGACGAAAAUGCCUUCAAGAAGUUCAACUAUGAUCGCAACUUUUCAGCCUCAUCUGUGAACAAUUCUAUCACACCUCCAGGCACCCCCGGAGCAGUACCGAACCAGAACCUGAGUGGAAGUGUUCGCAAUGUCCUGACGCCUCUGCAAGAUCACAGGAGCCGUAGUAGCAGUGUGAAUGCAAACACCACUGUCCCGGCUGCAUACGAACACCAGUUUAUCCCAUCGAGACCCGCUCCCCGCCCCCCACCACCUGGAUCCACGCCUUCGAUGACGUCGACAUCGACGGCUGUGACUCCCGAACAACACGCCAAUGUUCCUGUGUCUCCAAGCUCUCAAACUUCUCCCAGAGGAAAGUCUUUGGAUGCCAAACAGGCUGCGUUGAUAGCUCAGAAGAAGAGAGAAGACAAAAAGCGCAAGAACCAACAGAUCUUGGCUAAGUUGCAAAGCAUUUGUACGAAGGGAGACCCCAACACCUUGUAUACCGAUUUGAUGAAGGUCGGACAAGGAGCUAGCGGAGGGGUUUACAUUGCACACGAAGUCAGUAACAAGUCCAGUACGGUUGCCAUUAAGCAGAUGAACUUAGAACAGCAGCCCAAGAAAGAAUUGAUCAUCAAUGAGAUUCUUGUCAUGAAGGGUAGUAAGCAUCCCAAUAUUGUGAACUUCAUUGAUUCUUACCUUUACAAGGGCGACUUAUGGGUGGUUAUGGAGUACAUGGAAGGAGGAUCGUUAACCGAAAUCGUCACCCACAGUGUGAUGACCGAGGGCCAGAUUGGAGCUGUUUGUCGAGAAACCUUGAAAGGCUUGAAAUUUUUGCACAGCAAAGGUGUCAUCCACAGAGAUAUCAAGAGUGACAACAUUUUGUUGAACAUUGAUGGAAACAUCAAAAUGACCGAUUUUGGGUUCUGUGCUCAAAUCAACGAGAUCAACCUCAAGAGAACAACCAUGGUGGGUACCCCCUAUUGGAUGGCCCCCGAGGUGGUCAGCAGAAAGGAAUAUGGGCCCAAGGUGGAUAUCUGGUCUUUGGGAAUCAUGAUGAUUGAGAUGAUCGAAGGUGAACCUCCUUACUUGAAUGAGACUCCUUUGAGAGCAUUGUACUUGAUAGCCACCAAUGGUACCCCCAAAUUAAAAGAACCCGAAGCUUUGAGUUACGAUAUUCGCAAGUUCUUGUCGUGGUGUUUACAGGUGGACUUCAACAAGCGAGCUGACGCUGACCAAUUGUUAAAUGAUAAGUUUAUUGUUGAAAGUGACGAUGUUAGUCUGUUGUCGCCAUUGGUUAAAAUAGCUCGGAUGAAAAAGGCCAGUGAGAGAGAGGACGAUUAAACAAUAAUUGUAUAUAUAAUAAUGUGUGUAACAAUAAUAUAAUCUAACCCCCCAUUGAAUUAUGACGUAGCACUGUAAACAGCCGACAGAUUAUGUUCCUAAUUGGGACAUUGUGAUGUGAUCGUGUAGGGGCUAUUGUUGCACAACUCGCGUUACAUUGUUAACCCAAACCCAGGACCGGAGGACCGAGAACAAAUACAUAGAAAGUUGUUACAACAGUAGGGGUUGAAGGUGCCCGGUGAGAAGAGCUGCAUUAAAGCCUGACACGGGUGAUGGAUAAUUAGAUGUAUCCAAUGACAGAAAUUCAAUUCCAACGUCGGACUUAAUGUGAUGUAAUAACGCGCUGGAACUCGCAUGUGCUUGCAGGCAGACGAACAGGUACACGGGGGCUGCGAACCAAUUCCCCUUUAUAACUGCGGAGGAUCGGCGUGUGUGCAUACAGCCACCACUCAGGGACACUUUCAACAAUAGAAAAACUUUUUGUACCUUAAUCAUUUCCUCCUGAGUAUAAAUUCAUCAACAUACCCCUUGAAUAACAAAUGUAC